UGCCCGGGUGAGUUUUGCAUUUUAUAUUAUCGAUUCAGUAAUUUAAAGCUAUGAUUUAAUAGUUUUAAAAAUUUUAAGUCAUUUCUAUUUUUAAAAUUCAUUUUCAAAAACAUUAAUGAGGUCUUCCAAUAUUCGUUAAUGAGAUUGUAAUGAAGGAACUGUUUUUCGAUAACUAUUUACAAUUCAUUUUACAUGUUCAUUUUUUAGAAGGAAAAAGUCUAAUAAUAUUUAUAAAAUAUUAGGAUUGCUAAUAUGCUUUUGCGAAAAGUCUUCUCCCUCUUAAGUAAAUAGUAAAUCCCUUGCCUUCACAUAUAUGUGACAUUGAAUUUCAAAAAUUGUACCUUUAAUUAUCAUAUUGAUUCAUAAUGAUUUGAUCUCCCUGAUUCGUAAUUAUAUCCUUCAAGGAGGUUUCGAAAUUCUCAUUGUGCAAAUUUAUGUCCAAAUUUUUUGAUUAAACAACUCAAAUUUAUCAUCGUAUACUUGAUACGUGAAUCAAUGUUAGUUCAUUAUAUCUAAUGUUUAAAUUGUAUAGUGAAAUGUCUAUUUCUUAUGAAUACUAAAUUCAUGCCAGGAAUAAUCAUUCAUUAAUGAUGAGAUGAACCAAACAAACCGUUUGUUUUAAAAUAGCACAUUUGAAAAACAUUUGACAACUAUCAAUUUAAAAAAAAUUUAGGCAAAUUACAACUGUAUAGCCAUAACUUUCACACUUUUGACAAAUAUAUCCAUUUCUAUUCGAAAACCACAAAUAGCCAAAAAAAUGGAUGGUUGAAAUCUAGCCAUUUCAGUUAGAAACUUUAACGGUGUUAGAAACUCUGUCAGUUAGGUUAACGUUAGGCUGACUAGGAUGCCAAAUCAUCGCACACAUCAUCGACAACUCAACCACACUUGCCACGUAAGUGCCAUGUCAUAUUUUAAUUUAAAAAUAAAUUAUUUAAUAAAUUAAAUAACUAAUUUAAAAAUCAUUUUCUUCCCUUUUCCGAAAAACCAUUUUCUUCCCCAAAUGCAACCAAACCAUCCCCUGACUUCUUAGAUUUCCCAUUCGCAUCUUCCUUCCCAAAAUUUCAAAUCGCAACAAGACAUAGAGCAAAAUCAUACACUCGUCUUCUCCCCUGUUACAAAGUCAUUGAUCUCUUACAAAUUUCCAGAUCGCAAAUCCCACCGCUUCAAUAUCGUCACUUUCCUUUUCCAUCUCACGACUAGACGAGCCGGAGCCGGCAGAUCUGAAUCGACGUCGUUCUGUGUAGAUCCUCCGCCGCCAUCACCUCGACGACCGGCAACCCGUCGCCUUGCUGCUGCAUCGCGCCCAGUCAUCCACAGUCGUCGCGUCUACUCAACCCGCCUUCUGGUUUUGCAACGAACAGAGCCUUCCAACCGGCGGAUCUAAAAAAGCAUCGACGACAGCGACGAAAGGAUAGCCGCAACAAGCUCCUAUCGCUGCCUUGCUGCUUCAUUCCCCCCUAUCGAAAACCUGAAGACCCAAACAACUUCAUUUCCCCAUAUCGCGCACCGACAUCGUGAAGGGAAUGGAAGUAGGAGAGAUGGGAGGCGACCGGCAGCGGCUACCCCACCACCACCACCUCCGGCGGCGGCCAAAAUCUGCAAAUUUUUUUGCAGAUUUCUAGAUCUCUCCGAUUCAGGGUAGGGUUAGUGACAAAAUCUUGAAUAAAUGGGGGAAGGCUGAGCGAGAAAGGGAGAGAGGAGAGCAUUGAGAAGUUUGGGUGGAGUUUGAUUUUGGGAAGAGGUAUGAUAGGAGGAAGGUGGCGAUGGGUUGCGGCGGCGGCUUGAGGUGCUUCUCGGCCUCGAGGGAUCCAGCCAGCAGAGAGGGUGUCGAUUGAAGCGUUGAUUUAUAGGGAAAGAUUUUAGGGAAGCUUUGGAGAACAACAAUGGAGAAAAUAUAUUUUAGGGAUUUCAUGUGGCCAACUCAGCACAAGCCGUUAGUAGAGUCAUAAUGUCUACUAACACCGCUACCAAAAUGGACGGAAUUGGCUAUUUGUGGUUUUCGAAUAGAAAUGGCUAUAUUUGUCAAAAGUGUGAAAGUUAUAGCUAUACAGGUGUAUUUUGCCAAAAAUUUAAACAAAAGUUCAACCUCAACAGAAAUAAGAAUAAAAAGGAUAAUGGUAAAAAAUUUGGAUGUUCAAUUGUUCAUAAAAUAACGUGGACAACAUACUUUUUUUUAUGGGAUGUGAACAACUUAUUUACGGAGGAAGACGGGCAGUGUAGACAAAACAUAUUAAAAUACAUAAAUAAAUAAUCUCUAUUAAGCGAUUUUUGGGGAAGAUGGCCAGUGAGAGGUUAUUAUUAGUCUGCACCAAACGGGAAAUUAUAAAUUGACGGAAGGAGUCCUGAAUUCACUUAGUGGUGACGAUGACGUGGAUGAAUAGGCGUUAGGCUCAUGUGGAAGUUAUAAGAAUUUUUUUCAGUUGUGUGUGCCAUUAAAAAGAAUGGAGGGAAACAGGUGAUGACGUGGACGCGUGAGGAGGGGGAGAAUUUGAAUUGUUCAUAAAAUAACGUGGACAACAUACUUUUUUUUAUGGGAUGUGAACAACAUAUUUAUGGAGGAAGACGGGCAGUGUAGACAAAACAUAUUAAAAUACAUAAAUAAAUAAUCUCUAUUAAGCGAUUUUUGGGGAAGACGGCCAGUGAGAGGUUAUUAUUAGUCUGCACCAAACGGGAAAUUAUAAAUUGACGGAAGGAGUCCUGAAUUCACUUAGUGGUGACGAUGACGUGGAUGAAUAGGCGUUAGGCUCAUGUGGAAGUUAUAAGAAUUUUUUUUCAGUUGUGUGUGCCAUUAAAAAGAAUGGAGGGAAACAGGUGAUGACGUGGACGCGUGAGGAGGGGGAGAAUUUGAAUCUCUGAAGCGUUUUGUAGGAAAUUCUAUAAUAUAUUCUUUAGAUUUAGAUUAAUAUAUAUAGUGGCGUUUUCGGUGCACUCAUAUUUUUUGGUGCAUUCAGUGCACUCGCUUUAUAACCGUCAUUUUAAACAUGCGAUUUAUAUCAAAAUGAUGUCAAUAAUCACUUAUGAUGUGAUGAACAAUAAUGCACAUGAAUUUGCACAAAAACCAUUAGGGUUAGGGUUAGGAUUUACAAUUUGGGGUUUAGGGAUAGAACUCAAAAUUGGAGGUCUAGGGCUUAGGGUAAUCCGCUAAUUAGUUUUUAUCAUAUGUUAUAUCAUCAUAUUACACUAAUUCUACAAAUUAGAAUUCAAAAUCCGACACCUUAAGACUAGUUUUAGUUGGGUGCAUUGAACACACUCAUGUUUUGUGAGUGCACUGAAUAGUCACCAUAUAUAUAUAUAUAUAUAUAUAUAUAUAUAUAUAUAUAUAUAUAUAUUCUCAUCAGUUCGCUUUCGUCCUGACCAAAAAUGGAAGGGAGAUUUCAUCCAAAGAAGUUUAGAAGAUGGAACUAGGCGGUUCAGAGAGUGGCAAGGUCGGUGGGACGGGCCAUAAAGCCACCCCUGUUGCGUGUGCUGAACAACAGAUGGUGCCAAGCAAUUUGGAGCUAUGACAGUUGAGGGGCAGGAUGUGAAGAAGGAAAAGUUCAUGUUCACAAGGGUGUGGACAAGAAGUAGAAGAGUUAGAUGAAUAAAUUUUCAUCUCGAGGGGAACUGGAAAUGCAGAUGUGAUGAUGAUGAUGAUGAAAUGAAGGACCCGAAAAGAUCGGUUGAGAUGGUGGCAUUUGUCGAUGAGAAUCCGACUUUGAAGAAAAAGAGAUGCACAUAAGCUGCUGAUGAGAGUAAAAGUGAUACGACGAACGAAGCCAAUUGAGAAAGGGUCAUCCCUUACAUUCCAAUCGUUGUUAGGUGUCGUUCAUUCUAAUAAUCCUGAAGUUGUUUUUCUUUCUAAAGUGUCAUAGGAAAGAGGUUUCCCGACAUAUACGAGGUUUAGAUUUUCUAAUUUUUAUUUAGUUGAUGUUGUUGAAUCUGCAGGAGCUUUAACGGUAUGUUGGUCCCACAUAAUUUAUAUUUUAGCGCUUUGUAGCACGUUUUUUUUUGUUGCUAUUCAAAAUAAUGGAAUACUGUAUAUGAUGGUAUUUGUUUACUUUAGUUGUGUAGUGGUGAUUCGCCAAGCUCAAUUAGAGAUCCUUUGCAUUUAUCGAUUAGGGAUCUAUUGUCCGUACAUUGUUACGGGGCAUUUCAACGCUAACUUAGCUUCUGAUGAGAAAUUGGGUGGAAAUCCUUGGUCUCCUUGAAAUUCGCAGGAUUUUCAUGACUUUUAUAGAGCUUUGCGGAUCCAAAAUUUGGCCUAUAGGGGUUGUCCUUUCACCUGUUCGAAUAGGAGAAUGGGAGAUGAUUGUGUAUAGGAAAGACUAGAUCGUACUUUUGCACCGAUGAAAUGGAUGGUGUGUUUUUCAAGAAUGCUCGUUCAUCAUUGCGUUGAUCUUGUAUCCGACCUCUGAUCGAGGCGCCGUUGGCGCUGCUGGACUCAUCUCGGCGAGGCACAUCGGCCGCCACCCUCUGCUCCACCGUGGGCCACCAUUCUUCCUCAUUGUAAAUCGCUUCCGGCGGCGGUUGACGGGUCCCCUUUUCUGUCGCUCUCCUCUCGCCUUCUCCCUUACUCUAUUCUCUUCCUUGUGUCUCCAGGUUGGUUUUUUCCCCAGAUUUUGUGUUUGUGUAGAAUCAGAUUGUAGAGUGUAGGGAGAAUUGAACCGCUUCUGCUUGAUUAGAUGUUUUAGUCAGGAUAAUGUGUUUGCCUGAGAAUGUCUGGUCUGCAUGCUUUUGUGCAUUGUUAGAUACUGGUUUAGUGUCCCGUUUCUGCAGAUUUUUGUUCUGCAGUCUAGUGGAUUGAGCUUAAUUAUGGAGGAAUGUUGGCUUUGCUGACUAUUUUUCCCCACUAAUGUUGGUACUAAUAGGUUUCGAGCUCUGUGCUUUUUGUUUUGCAUGGAAAUGGUCAACCUGGGCCACCGCUUCCUGCACGGCCACCACUACAUCGAGGCAUAUGAUGCGCAUUUUGCCCGGAUGCUCGAGGCACAUUUUGGGAUUCACUAGUGCCUCAAUCUGGCAUACUUCGAGCUAUUCCUCUGCCGUGACGCCAUUGAGGCGACAAUUCCCCACCCGCAAUGGCGCCGCCUCCUGGAGCUCCAACAGGACAUCUUCGAGGAGCCCAUGCUGGAGUUCUACAACACUUUCUGCCACUCCAAGAAGUGGCAUGCCUAUGAGGCUGGUGUAGUCACCUUCCGGCUCAGGGGUCAGCACCACAGUCUGUCCUACAAUGAGUUCACCGCCACCCUUUGCCUGGACCCCGAUGACCAGUUACAGGUGGAGCCCACCAUUCUGCAGGUGGAUUGUAGCCUUUUACGAGUGGAUCUGCCUGCAGCAGCACGUCGGGGUUACCUAUCCACACAGCCGGACCAGGGCUAGCUUGCUCAUUCUACCAUCCCCGGUGGGGAGGCCUCCGGUCAGGUGACGAAGAGGCACAUGUACGCACAACACACCAUGUUUGAAGGUCAUCACACUGUACGUUGGGCCCUACAUCACUCAGCUUGCCUGAUACUUCGGCAUGCCCCCUCGAUGGGUGUACUUGGGUCGAGCACACCAGAGACUUCCCCGAUGUGACCUGUACUCCUGGGGGAUGAUUUGGGUCGCGAGGAGGGAUCCGCUGGCUUAAGGGCUUGCGCCCUGCCGAGUUUACCGAGGCUCCUACCAUAUGUGGAGUUCCACCAUUUCAGUGGGAUGCAGAUCUGCUGCAGUUCUUCCACGGUCUCUCUAGUGCCGGUUCUUCCUCAGCCGCGCCGUCUAACGACUGUGGGCGGCCAUGGUUGCUUGCUUUGAUCGGAUUGACUCGCGCAUGGAUCAUGAGCGUGAUGCCCGCCGUUACUCACAUUUGAUGUUGGAGCGCCUAUGCUCGCCAGUCAACGUUGACACCACCCAGACUUUCUGGCAUCCAUACGCUGCUCUGGAUGAGGACGAGGAUGAUUGUGCCUACCCUUAGAUCACGGGCUCCUUGUGUUAUGUUUCUUAUUUUUGUGUGUCAAACUGGAUAAUUUGUGUGUUUGGUUUUUCUUUUCUUCUUUUUAAAGCCAUGGGACUGACAAAUGUUCUCCUAACUCUUGCCCAGUGUGAGUGGUUGUGUUUUGUCUUGCCUUUAUUCUCGGAAACUGGUCCUUCUUCCAAUCCUCUCAUGAUGACCGGUCCCCUUUCCAGUCCCACUGCAGUCCAUUCUUACUGCUAACAUCGGUCCCCUUAUCCUUCCCUCUUCUCCAUUGAGGGCAAUGUCUAUCUUAAGUGUGUGUGUAGGGUGGUGGUUUCUCUUUGACUAUUUCUAUGUGUUUGUGUGCUUGGAGCAUAGUCCACUUUCCAAAUUAAAAUUUUGAGGGCUCCAAGCAGGUUUUCUCCAUUUGCAUCUAGUUCAGGAAAUCAGAAUGAGAGAUAGAGCAUAUAGGUAACCAUGUGAGAUUUGAGCAUGCUCGUUUUCUUCUUUUGAUAAAUCCCUCUUCCAUGAUGUGUAGCAUUCACGUUGCCACUAAAUAGGAUGAUAGAGG
Messenger RNA from Linum trigynum, 6476 nucleotides. The record is from the annotation of a GenBank genome assembly. NCBI's taxonomy places the organism in Eukaryota, Viridiplantae, Streptophyta, Magnoliopsida, Malpighiales, Linaceae.